GUUCCACCAUUUAGCUUUGUCAGCAGAUUUGCUCAAGGUUGAAAUGGAGGAGAAUUGCUCCUUCAUGGUGGAAUUCUUGGGGCAGUUCUGUGAGCGUUCGCCAACAGACACAGAGCUGGAGGACUAUAUGAUGUUACUGGGCGAUCUAGCACCGGUGGAGGCCACCAACCAGUUGACACCAGCUGGCAAAAAGAAGGACCUGGGAAAGGAAACGAAGGACAGUGAAGAAAGCGAGGAGAAGGAGGAUGCACAGGAAGAAGAAGAAGAAGAAGAAGCAGAAGAAGAGGGGGGAGAAUAUGACAAAGAAGAUGAAGUGGAAGGCGAAGAAGAAGAGGAGGAGCAAGAAGAAGAUGAAGAUUUCCGAGGUUCAAUGAGAAUACCUGACGAUUGGCCCCAUGAUCGGCUUCCCCACCCUGAUGAAGCAGAGACCCUUGAGUAUCUACAAGAGACACAGCAGGAACCGAGCCCAAGCCCUCAGAAGCCCGAACCUGUGUUGACAGGCCGGCACUUGGAGCGCAAAGGUGCAAAGGAUUUGGAGGGAAAUAAGAUGCCAGUGACAACAAGCAACUCAGAGAGUCAGAAAAUCGAGGAGGCUGAGGAGGCUGAGGAGGCAGAAGAGACGGAAGAGGAAGAAGAAGAAGAUGAAGCAGAAGAACCACCAAAGAAGGAAGAGCCGAAGACAAAAGGAAAGAAGCAGAAGGCAGAGAAGAGAAAGGAUGCUGAAGAAGAAGAAGAAGGAGAUAAGGAGGCUGAGGAGUCAGGAAGGGAAAGCAAAGCAACAGAGAAUCGACACCACAAAGCAUCCCGACCCUCGAAAGACACCGAGCUUGAAGCGAAGAAGGCAAAGAGAGAUGACAAGAAAGUUGAGGUGGAAAUGCAAAAAGCUACAGACCGCAAAAAGCUUGAGGAGACUGAGGACGUAGACAGCGAAGAAGACAAAGCAGAAGAGCCACCAAAGAAGGAAGAGCCAAAGGCGAAGGGAAAGAAGCAGAAGGCAAAGGAAAGACAGGAGGCUGAGGAAAAGACAACAUAUGAGGAGGCUGAGGAGUCAGAACCUAAAGGCAAAGCAAUGAAGAAGCAGGAGCGCAAAGCAGCCCCACCCUCGAGAGACACCAAGCUUAAAGCGAAGGAGGCAGAGACAGAUGAGAAGCAUAAUGUGACGAAAACAAGAAAGAAGCAGAAGGCAAAGAAGAGAAAGGAUGCUGAAGAAGAAGAAGAAGAAGGAGAUAAGGAGGCUGAGGAGUCAGGAAGGGAAAGCAAAGCAACAGAGAAUCGACACCACAAAGCAUCCCGACCCUCGAAAGACACCGAGCUUGAAGCGAAGAAGGCAAAGAGAGAUAACAAGAAAGUUGAGGUGGAAAUGCAAAAAGCUACAGACCGCAAAAAGCUUGAGGAGACUGAGGACGCAGACAGCGAAGAAGACAAAGCAGAAAAGCCACCAAAGGAGGAGGAGCCAAAGGCGAAGGGAAAGAAGCAGAAGGCAAAGGAGAGACAUGAGGCUGAGGAAGAAACGAGAGAUGACGAUGCUGAGGAAUCAGAAAGGGAAAGCAGAGAAACAGAUAAGUGUCCCAGAAAAAAGGCCAAACUUUCGGCGAAGACUGAAUCACUGUUCAAGGCACUAGACGAGAGCAAGCAGAAGAAGAAUGAGAAGAGUGCCACAAAGAGUCGAAAGAGUGGGACACCUCAGGAGACUGGGGAUGAAGACAAAGAAGACAAAGCAGAAGAGCCACCAAAGAAGGAAGAGCCAAAGGCGAAGGGAAAAAAGCAGAAGAGACAAGAGGCUGAGGAAGAGACAAGAGAUGAGGCGGCUGAGGAGUCUGGAAGGGAAAGCACAGCAAAGAAGAAGCAACACCGCAAAGAAGAAGACACCGAGCUUGAAGCGAAGAAGACAACGAGAGAUGAGCAGACAGAGGUGGCAACACAAAAAGCUACAAAGCGCGCUAAGCCUGAGCAAAGCCACAAGGCAGAAGACCAAGAAGAUGAAGCAGAAGAUCCACCAAAGGAGGAAGAGCCAAGGCCGAAGGAAAAGAAGCAGAAGAUAGAGACAAGAAAGGAUGCUCCAGAAGACGCAAGACAUGAAGAGGCUGAGGAGUCAGAAGCUGAAGACACAGCAAGGAAGGAAGAACGAACUGCAGACCGACACUCAAAAGACAUCAAAGAAUUGAAAGUCAAGAAGCCAAACAUAGAUGAGAAGGCCAGAAGUGCCAGGAAGCGUGUGCAGCCUGAGGAGACUGGGGAGGCAGGUGACAAAGGCAAGGAAGAUGGAGGAGAAGAUCAACUGAAAGAAGAGCACAUGCCGAAGGACAAGAAGCAAAAGACAAAGACAAAAGGAGGGGAAGAUCCUGGCAAAGAUACUGUCACCGUAGACAGUGACGAUGAAAAGAAGGAGGCUGAUGCAGGUACUGGGACUUUCCAAGACAUGAAGGGUCCUUUAGUCAGUGAGGAAAGGUUCUUGAGCAAAGAUCAAGAGGAAAAAGCCACCAGAAUCAUGAACGAGCUGACCAAGACCCACAAGGAGCUGAACUUGUUAAACAACGACGACCUCAUCAAGGCACAGAGAAAGAUUAGCCAAACCCUGAAGGAAGAUGAAGAGGAGGAUGACGACAAUGUGGAGGACGAAGACAAGAUACUUCGUUUGGCAGAGGAAGAAUCAGAAGAUCGGAAGGCAGGAAGAGGAGAUGCAAAGGCAGAUCCUGAGGAGAAAGAGGCUGAGGAGAAAGAGGCCGACACGUCUGAAGGAGAGAAUCUGAAAGCAAAGAAACGCAAAGACCAAGAAGCGAACAAUGAUGGCAGCAAACCGAAGACCACCCAAAAGAAAGCGGCGACGGCAAAUGAGAUGAAGAGUCCUUUGAAGUUGGCGGCAAGGGCCUCAAAGCGUAUCGUGAACCAACAAAAGACAGGAGAGUCAAAGACAGGAGGCGAUGAUGCGAGAAGGAGGCUGGAAUUUGCAGCAGAAGGUGGCAACUCUGGGGCUGAAAAAGUUCUACGUGAGCUGGACCUGGCGAUGGCAUCUUCAUCUUGUACGCUGUUUCGUUACCCCGCGGAAGUGCAGCACAGCUUGAAGGUGAUGGAGGAGCAGGAAGACAUGGAAUUGUCUUUCAAGUUCGGCCCCAAGAUCUUGGCUGAUUGGUGGAUUAUGUGGUCUAUGGCUAAGCAGCUGGCAGGAUGGGAGGCUUUGGGCAAUGAGGAAGAUUUGUGGAACAUCGAUCUCUUUUCUGGACAAGGAAAGGCUUUGAUGUGGCCACCGAUGGAGUGUCCUUGGGCCUAUCGCCUGAAGAAGAAGCUCACCAAGCGGGUCAGACAGCGUGCACUGAAAGCCAAAAAGUUGGCACGUGUGGCACAAAGGCCCUUAAGAAUUCUCAAGUAUAUCCCCGAGGGUAUGGCAAUGCUAUCUGAGGAUGUCGACAACUUGAAGGUAUUCCGUGAAGCCAUCUAUCCACCUCAAGGCGGCUUGGCACAUGCAACCCUGCAGAAGAUCAAGGAGGGACUGAUUGGAUUUUACAUCGAGCAGCUUAGCCCAAGGGAAGUGUUAGAACGGGCGGCCAAACGGGCUGCUCGGAUUGCUUUGAUGGAUUCAUGUGGCUUGGAGUCUGAGGAGUUGGCCACUGACAGGUUGAGGCGUGACGUUCAGAGCCACGAACUCCUUGGCGAGCCGAAGCGCAAAGCACAGAAGCAACCAGCAACUGCAGUGAAAGCCAGAGCAGCACCACCAAAGUCUGUCAGCCCCAAAGCAGCUCAAGGUGAUGCAAAGGUUGAAGGUACGACUCCUGAUCGUAGUCAAGGGGUCACUGCCCUUGCUGUUCAGGAGUGCUUGCAUCGGAGGAACACGGCAGAGUUGCAAGAACCAACCACCCCCCCUGCUCCCAGUAGCAGUGGCAAGAGAAAGCAAUCUCCCAGUGGCAGUGGCAAGAGUAAGCAAUCUCACGCCAGCAAGUCUAGUGGGAAGAAGGCGACACCUGCACCUCCACCACCUCCACCCCCGUCAGAGUCUGAACACUCCCAGAGCGCAAGUGAGAGUGAGAGUGAUGAUGAAGAAGCGCUUGCCUUACAAGAAGAGGUCGUGAGAGAGAAGAAGGAGGCUCAUGCCAGGUACAUGAGGUUCAGUCGAAGUCUCACGAGCCCAAAUACUCCAUUGGAGAUUCAGCGCGCGGGUCGCAAUGCUUUCCGCUGCAGCCCUAAGCUCCAAGUUCUCAUGGAGCAGUGGGCCAGUGCCCAAGGGGUGUGGACCCAAUCAGAUUUCUUUCUGCAGAUCAAGGAGAAAAAGAAGAACCGUCGGUUCGGAUGCCGAGUGUGGUUAACAAGAUCCGAAAUGACUGCAAAGUACGGAUCCACGACCAUAGCCCAGCAGAUCAUAGAAGCAAAGGAAAUUGACAAGGAAGCAUCAAAGACGCAGAUCAGGGCGCAUCCUGAUAUGCAUGGUGUGCAGACUGAGGCAAACACAAAGAAACCAAAGCGUAAGUCUGGGAAGAACAAGAGCAAAGGCAAGGACGAGACAGAGGCUGCAAAGAAGAAGAAAGAGGAACAGGAACGAAAAGCUGAACAGAAGAAGGCGAAGCAAGAUGAGGAUAAGGAGAAAAAGCGGCAGGAGAAGCAGAAGACGGAUGCAUUGAAGAAAGAACAGCGAAAGAGCAAUCAGGUCAUUACCAAGAUCGGGCAGAGCAUCAUGAAGGCUUCCAGCCUCGAAGACAAGCUGUCGAACAUGAGCGAGACUGUGAAGAAAGCCAUUUUGACCGAAGUGAAGCCACAUUUGAUCGCCCUGCGAGAUGCCCGGAAACAUCUCCAGAAGGCGAUUGACGAAUCCAAGGUGGAUUGCCUGGGCAACAUGCCCCAGAUGACGGCCAGCGGCGAGGAUGUGGUCAAGGCGACCUCUGUCGCUGCUGCAAUGAAGCGGGUGCGGAAUCAAGCUGCAGCGGUUGAUACAAUCAAGGUUCCAGUGGUGGACAAGAAGAGCCCCAGAGGGGGUGUUGGUGGGAAGCCGUUGAAGGGUUCUGAUGCCAAUAUGGCUGGUCGUGCCAUAACUAAGAAUGGUUUGAGGCUCCUUCUUUGCGAUGAUCUUGAAUUCUUUGGACCAGGGACUUUCGAACAGAAGCUGGACUCAGCUUACAAGGACUUUCUGGCAUAUUGCAAACGCCAUAAAGUCAACCACUCCCAGCCACCAUUCCUCCCCAAGAUGGUGAAGAAAAAAGGUGGCAAGAUCCUUUUUACUGCAAAAGCCUACAACGGCCGCUGUAUCUUGAGCUGGCUGGCAGACUGCCUUCUGACAGCUUUGGAUUCUUACCCAGAUCAUGAGGUAUUGGUGCUUACCAGUGCUGCCAUGAGCUCGUUGGCAAAGUUCAUGCGCUUGUUGGAGGAGAAUGGCCGCUAUUUGACACAUGGCAAAACAGAGAAGUUGUUGGCUUGGGUGACCCAGGAUGCAGCGCAAUCGAUCUAUGAUUCAGGGAUGCGGUUCUUGAAGCUCUACCGUGUUCUCUGCGCAGAGCAUGUGAG
Cladocopium goreaui is the source of this 5487-nucleotide messenger RNA. NCBI's taxonomy places the organism in Eukaryota, Dinophyceae, Suessiales, Symbiodiniaceae. The record is from the annotation of a GenBank genome assembly.